Messenger RNA from Opisthorchis viverrini, 1410 nucleotides. RefSeq lists its product as hypothetical. The coding region runs from base 95 to 1264 and encodes 389 amino acids. The record is from RefSeq and is a predicted model, not a curated record. Lineage: Eukaryota; Metazoa; Platyhelminthes; Trematoda; Opisthorchiida; Opisthorchiidae. The transcript has 3 exons. Gene Ontology annotation, cellular component: nuclear exosome (RNase complex); cytoplasmic exosome (RNase complex). Gene Ontology annotation, biological process: exonucleolytic trimming to generate mature 3'-end of 5.8S rRNA from tricistronic rRNA transcript (SSU-rRNA, 5.8S rRNA, LSU-rRNA); poly(A)-dependent snoRNA 3'-end processing; TRAMP-dependent tRNA surveillance pathway. Gene Ontology annotation, molecular function: RNA binding.
CUGUAUUUUCCAGCUGUCUUAUUGUGGAAUCACGUUUCUCCUUCCGAACAAACCCUGGAUUUACCCUUAAACGCGUGAUUUUGAUGUUUCAACCAUGCCCAUUUGUAUGUACCCUGCCAUUGCUGCCCCAGAGAGAAACACUCCAAAUUAUGCUCUACAAGGUUGCCGAACAUCUAAUGAUUCGAUACACCAGGGGUCAGCCGUUGUCCCAGGCGAGGUGGUUUUUCCUAUGGGCUCAAAUCUAAUCACUGGUCACGGAACAUAUCGAGACUUUGAUGAAUCUGUGGCGUCAGCACAACUCCGUGAGGCGGUUGACCGCCAGGGACCAAGUACGCACGAAGAUAGCAUAAAGACAGGAGCAAUGCGCACUUCUCUGACGGGGCGUGUACGAAUAGUCAAUAAGCUGGUCUACGUAGAACCACCUAAAGCGCGGUAUUCUGGAAAUGUGGGAGAUACUGUCGUUGGUCGUAUUAUAGAGGUGGAACAACGUCGCUGGAAGGUCGAUAUUAACUCUUCUCUUCUUGGAAACCUGGCGCUUGCGAAUGUGAAGCUGCCUGGCGGCGAGCUUCGUCGAAAAUCAGAGGAUGAUGAGCGCGCAAUGAGGUCCUUCAUGAAAGAGGGUGACCUCAUCGUUGCUGAGGUACACGAGAUCUACAAGGACGGAACUCUACAAUUGCACAUGCCCGGCACGAGGACCGGCAAACUUGGCGGCGGUUGUCUUCUUCGCAUCCCACCGAGUUUGGUUAAACGGCAGAAGAUUCAUCGACAUCGUCUGGCUGUACCUCGAACGUCGUCUGUUCAUGGCCCAUUAACAUCGGCUUCCACUAAUCUCACGGAGGUGAUUUCAGUUGGUCUCAUUCUAGGAUGCAAUGGUUACGUAUGGAUUGGACCAGCUCGCGCCAUGGAUAUCGGUCUUGGCCUAGCCGCGCCUAUUGAGUCCACGGCCGAGGGCAGCACUCAGUUAGACUACUUGGCUGAACGGUUUGCGGUCUCUCGCGUGCGCAAUUGCGUCAUUGCAUUGACGCAAAACGGCAUGCCGGUUUGGGAAACGAGCGUUUUGGCAGCUUGUGAAGCCAGCUGGUUGGCCGAUCUGCACUCGGCUGAUGAAGAAGAUAUGGAAGAAGAUAUGGAGAUUGAUGUGGUCGAUCCGAGUGUUUCACUUCCAACCAGCCGAGUUCGGAAUCGAAUCGCCCGUCUACUGCGGCCGGACGUGGCUCAGAGACUUGUUUCCCUUGUACAAGCAAAGUUGGGGACUACAACUUGACCUGUGUAAUAAAGUACUUCUUUGCAAUAGCCUUGCUUCACGCGUUAACUUUCACCAAGCUAGAUAUCGAGUGCCCAACAUCGCACUAGUUUGCUUUGCCGCUAACGUUUUUUUUCAAAACAGUCCACGAAUCAAUAGAAGUGCAC